Molecule: messenger RNA, 1962 nt
Organism: Caenorhabditis elegans
Lineage: Eukaryota; Metazoa; Nematoda; Chromadorea; Rhabditida; Rhabditidae
Gene: flh-2
Product: FLYWCH transcription factor 2
Exons: 6
Coding region: 10-1422 (470 amino acids)
Biological process (GO): negative regulation of DNA-templated transcription; nematode larval development
Molecular function (GO): sequence-specific DNA binding
Source: RefSeq, marked reviewed
ACCGCCUGUAUGGUGGACACCAUGAUGAACACAAAUACAGAUGGUGUCACAGCGGUUCCUCCGAUCUUUCCACUACCGUCGACGACACCAAACAGAAAUAAUAAUAAUGAACUGGCGAUGUUGGCACAGAAGCAAAUAGUCGCCGGAUUACUGUUACAACAACCAACGAUUGUGCAGGCAGCGGUGAAUGGAACCAAUUCGCAAAAACAUUUGGCAGAUAUUGACUAUACGAAUGUUAUUCAGACUCUUCAAGCCCUUGGCACUACAAAUCUAAAAGCAUUCUCUCUACUUCUUGAUCCACAAUCCCAAACAUCUCAGUUAAUAUCUGAAGAUACACGUCCAUCUGCCAGCUCAUCACCGUCUUCAACUGCAACUGCAGUAUCUAACAGUGGACAAUCAAACGCAACAUCCACGUCAUCAUCGUCCACAGAACCCGAAUAUAAACCGAGAAAUGUGCGAGAAAAAGUGUAUGCAGAUGGAUAUAUCAUGUCAUUUGAUAAGAAAUCGUGUUGUGGAACUAAAGAAUUUUGGAGAUGUGAACGAAAGAAUGAUUGUAAUGCAAGAAUGCAUUCAGAUAUCAAUACACGAGAAAUUGUGAGAAAGUUACAUCCACAUAAUCAUGAGAAACCGUCGCCCGAAGAACUUGCAUUUUAUGAGCAAGAUUUCUCUACUCUCCAUCCAAAUUAUUGUCAUCCAGUGAAAAGUAUCAACCGAUCCUACAUGCAACGAAAACUGAGCCGUGCCUCACAUGUAUCACAAGCUCUACCAAUUGCUCCACAACAAAUUAAAGCUGAACCAAUGGAAGUUGACACGACAAAUCAAACAAUUCAAAACUUUCAACAAAACAAUAAUUUAAUGCUUCUCGCCUCAAUCAAUGCAGCAGCAACUGCGGCUGCAGCUGCAACUUCUGCUGGAAUAAGUCCGCCGGUUGUUGGACAGAAAAGAGUAUCAACGACUGUGAUGCCUAUCACUUUGAAAUCGCAACGCACAACUCCUAAAGAAGAAGAAGAUUCAUCUCAAUUGAUGUCACAAGAAGAAUUCCGUAUCACUUACGAAUUGACCAAAAAGCUCAUGGAAAUGAUGAAGCCAAAAACUGAAAUUGGAGUUCGAUGGCAAGGAGAUGAAGGGUCAAUUCUUUUGUUCUUAUCACAUGAUAAUGGAGCAGAAGAGAAUGUCUUCUUUCCGGUGGUUGUCAUGAAUCGUGAUGAGAAAUCCCUAAUCACUGCGUUAGAAGGAUUCACUGGCAAACGUUGCGAAGGAAAACUUGCUCUGUGUUACUCACAGAGGGUUAAUGUGCUUGUACAUGAAGCGCUAAUCAGCAAUUGGACACACGGAAAACUAUUUCUCGUCAACACUGAUGCACCGGCUCUCUGGCGUCUAACGCCCGUCGACGCUUUCGGCGAGCCUUUAAACCAUGUCUAAGUGAUCAUUAUUCAAUUAAUCGAUAGUUUGGAGUCAUGAAAUUAUAACUUGACCGACUGCAACGUUUCGCUGCACGCUACAUUUUAUUAGUUGUCAUGAACCUAUAAUAUCGAGCUCCCGGAGCAAUCAUAUAAUUACAAAUUGUAAAUUUUUUUUUAAAUUUAUUCCAGCCAUUUUCCCCUCUCAAUACCUCUCCCUUAUCUUGUCUCUAUAAUCUUGUCUGUUUCUCAACAAAAAAGCUCGUCGUCAGGUCCCCCAUUUCCGGAUCUCAUUGUGAACUUUUCAGAAAAGUUCGCAAAUUUUCAUAUUCCUUGUCAAUUCCAAUCUCUAUGUCUCCCUUUUAUUGUGCUCUUUCCCCCUUAUAAAAUUACGGAAACCACCCUCUCCAACUCAGGAAAAAACCCCCUUUAUAUGCUCCUUUUCUUUUGAUAAAAUGAUAUCGUUCAACUAACAAUUAUCCCCUGAUCACUUACAUCAAUAAAUUGUUUCUAUGAAAUAAAAAUAUAUAUAAAGUGGACAAUUGAACAUGAAUAAGUAAAA